UUCCCAGGGCCAAAUGCUUAUGCGUCCAUGACACAAUGGACUACAGGAUAAUGGCCGCCAAGGUAACGCUAUCUUCUGUCUCCAGUGAAGAGAGACGGAGGUGACAUCACAGCAGCGACACUCUCUUGAAAGUGUGUGAUGUGGCUGUGAGGGGAUCACCAUGUCAGCCAUAUUUAACUUCCAGAGCUUGUUGACGGUGAUUCUGCUGCUGAUUUGCACGUGCGCCUAUCUCCGAGCCAUGGUUCCCAACCUUCUAGACAAAAAUAAAACUGGUGUGCUUGGCAUAUUUUGGAAGUGUGCACGAAUUGGUGAACGGAAAAGUCCAUAUGUUGCCGUAUGCUGUGUUGUGAUGGCUUUCAGUAUACUGUUCAUGCAAUAGUCUCCCAAGGACCUCCUCUUUAAACAUUUAUUUUCUCGUGGAUUCUGUAUCUUCAUGACCAUUGAUAUGUUUAUAAAGAAUUUCUCGUUUGAAGCGCUGAGUGUAUUUGAAAGUUAAAACUGCAUGUUUUGGGACCAAGAUGGUCUUACAGAGGAAUUGGAGAACAUUUUCAGUCCGUGCAUAAUUUAAGUCUUUAUAGUUUUUUUUUUAUUUUAUUUUUUUGUGGGUUGUUUUUUUUUUUCUUUCUUCAAAAUAUUAUUCAGAUCCUUUGAUUUUGAAAGUCAAAUUGUUCUUGUGAAAGAAACCACCUUUUUAGAAAGCCUUAGUAAAUUAUUCAAAAAUUUGCAAAACCUUCUUUUUCAUUUACCGCAGCUGAUUUACUUAAUAAAAUUAAAUUUAUAACCUG
Messenger RNA from Pseudophryne corroboree (corroboree frog), 785 nucleotides. It is a transcript of the gene TMEM167A, whose product is annotated as transmembrane protein 167A. The record is from RefSeq and is a predicted model, not a curated record. The coding region runs from base 161 to 379 and encodes 72 amino acids. The transcript is spliced from 4 exons. NCBI's taxonomy places the organism in Eukaryota, Metazoa, Chordata, Amphibia, Anura, Myobatrachidae. Gene Ontology annotation, biological process: protein secretion; intracellular transport.